UGAAUAUCCAACGAGCCCGCAGUCUAAUAAGGCAAAAAAGUAACCUCUCUCCGAAGGCCCAUACCCUUAAACCCCGAAAGCAAAUGCAAAACCCUCACUAGAAGAAACCAGGCACCAAAACAACAACCGAAAAGGAAAAAUAUGGCCAAUCGGUGGCGCUCAGCCGGCGGCAACCUCCGCGCGGUUCUGCAACACCCUAGCUCGCGGCAACAAGCUCCAUUUCAAUCCUUUUCGGCUCUGUAUCACACGAUCCAAGCCAUCCCGAGGGAGUGCACAGGGAACAGAGUCUCCGUCAAAGACCGAGCCCAGGGUCGAAUUCCAGCUGUCGUGUUCUCGCAGGAGCUAAACCCUAGCACCACCACCGUUCGAUCGGUCUCCAAAAAGCACUUGUUGACCACCGAGAGGAAGCAGAUUCAGGCCAUUCUCAAGUCAGUUGAGCUCCCGUUUUUCUGCUCCACUAGGUUCCCGCUCCAGAUCCGAGCUGGGUCCGGGUCAUCGGAUCUUCUUGAAUCCGGAAACGUCCUACCCAUCAAGAUUCAUAGGGACGAAGAGAGUGGGAAGAUACUGAACUUGGUGUUUGUUUGGGCGGAUGAGGGCUCGCAGCUGAAAGUGGAUGUCCCUGUUGUUUUCAAAGGUGAAGAUGUAUGCCCUGGUCUCAAAAAAGGUGGCCAUCUGAACAAAAUUAGAACUACUCUAAAGUACCUUUGCCCAGCUGAACACAUUCCUCACAAAAUUGAGGUGGAUAUCAGCAAGUUAGAUAUAGGUGAUAGGGUGUUCAUCCCUGAUGUUGAGGUUCAUCCAUCCAUGAAGCUUCUAAGUAAGAACGAAACCAUGCCCAUAUGUAAGAUAGUCGCAACAAAGUUGGAGAACCCAGAAUCUGCAGGAGUAUAGGCACUGAUGCACAAUUUUACGACUUUCCUGCAUUUGGUAGCUUGAAUCACGAGGAGAAGAAAGAAGUUCAAUAAGUCUUGAUUUUUCCUAAGGCUACUGAUUGAGCUGGUGGUAUGUGCCGUGUGAUUCCCAAGUUGAAAAAAAAUUGUCAUUGUUGUUUAGAUCAUAAUCAGACAAGCUGAAUUUUCUUGUAGCACUCUGAAUAGAAUCAGUGUUUGUUAUAUCAUGUGCUGUUAUCAUCU
This is a messenger RNA of Prunus mume (Japanese apricot), 1133 nucleotides long. Its product is annotated as Ribosomal protein L25/Gln-tRNA synthetase, anti-codon-binding domain-containing protein. Gene Ontology annotation, cellular component: ribosome; cytosolic large ribosomal subunit. Lineage: Eukaryota; Viridiplantae; Streptophyta; Magnoliopsida; Rosales; Rosaceae. The record is from RefSeq and is a predicted model, not a curated record. Gene Ontology annotation, molecular function: 5S rRNA binding; structural constituent of ribosome. Gene Ontology annotation, biological process: translation.